This is a messenger RNA of Marmota monax (woodchuck), 936 nucleotides long. Its product is annotated as phospholipase A and acyltransferase 2. NCBI's taxonomy places the organism in Eukaryota, Metazoa, Chordata, Mammalia, Rodentia, Sciuridae. Bases 234 to 722 code for a protein of 162 amino acids. The transcript has 5 exons. The record is from RefSeq and is a predicted model, not a curated record. Gene Ontology annotation, biological process: N-acylphosphatidylethanolamine metabolic process. Gene Ontology annotation, cellular component: cytoplasm. Gene Ontology annotation, molecular function: glycerophospholipid phospholipase A1 activity; A2-type glycerophospholipase activity.
AGUCCCUCCCACCCCUUGCUGUCUGGACUGCCCAGGAUGUGACGUGGAUAAAUGGGUGUCAGAAGAGAGACACUAAUUUGGGGCUUGGGUGGGGUAGCACACUGGUGUCUCAAAGCAGCAGCCUCUUCACACCAGUUGAAGGCUUGGAGAGGUGGAAUUAAGGAAAAAUAAACUCAAAGCGAAAAGAAGUCUGGACAUCCAGCCAGCAACACACCACACUUGUGGACAGAAGAAUGACUUUGGAUGGAAAACAACCAAAACUUGGAGACCUAAUUGAAAUUUCUCGCUACUGCUAUCAGCACUGGGCCAUCUAUGUGGGAAAUGGCUAUGUGGUCCAUCUGGCUCCACCAAGUGAAGUGGCAGGAGCUGGCGUGAGCAGCAUCAUGUCCAUCGUGGCUGACAGAGCCAUAGUGAAGAAGGAGCUGCUGUCCGUGGUGGCCGGAGGAGACAAGUACCGGGUCAAUAACAAGCACGAUGACAAGUAUGACCCACUGCCAUCCAACAAAAUUGUCCAGCAGGCAGAGAAAAUGGUGGGGAAGGAAGUCCCCUAUUCAGUGACAAGUGACAACUGUGAGCACUUUGUGAACACACUGCGCUAUGGAGUUUCCCGCAGUGACCAGGUGACUGACACCUUCACUGUGAUUGGUACUGCAUCAGUUGUCCUGGGUGUUGCUGGCCUCAUUGGGAUGAUGCUGUACAGAAGCAAGCGGGAAAAGCAGUAAAUGCAAGGCUUUAUCUUGGCGGCACCAGUUACCUUGGGGGAGUUUGAUCAAGCCAGUGGAAAUGGUUUGGUUUACAGGUUUCACUCUUUAGUAAUCAUGAGCACUUGGUUUAAGUGCUCAUGAUUUGAUUGGGGCUCAAUCAAAGCAUAGGAAGCUGUUUUCUGAGGGAAACGCUGCAUGGUAUGAAUUCUAUUAAAGAGAUGAUUGCACAAUG